This is a messenger RNA of Jaculus jaculus (lesser Egyptian jerboa), 1979 nucleotides long. RefSeq names its product enolase 3 (gene Eno3). Gene Ontology annotation, biological process: glycolytic process. Gene Ontology annotation, cellular component: phosphopyruvate hydratase complex. The transcript is spliced from 12 exons. Lineage: Eukaryota; Metazoa; Chordata; Mammalia; Rodentia; Dipodidae. The record is from RefSeq and is a predicted model, not a curated record. The coding region runs from base 593 to 1897 and encodes 434 amino acids. Gene Ontology annotation, molecular function: phosphopyruvate hydratase activity; magnesium ion binding.
CUGGGAUGGCCAGCGAGCUAGGAACGUGUGCUCGCCAGCCUCAAGGGACAGGGGCGCUAGCGUGUACUCUACUGCUCCUCCACUUCAACUUUACUUACUUAAAACAAUAAGGGAGCAAAGGGAAGCCUGACAAUACUCCGGUCAUUUUCAGUGUUAGAGAUGUCCAUCCAGGGGACCUGUCCCAAGCGACUAUCUGGGAUGCACUUUUAAGGCUCAUUUAAGUGCAUCCCGACUCCGGGGAUUAUUCCUUCGCUGGAUCCCAUCCCAGCUGGGACCUCGCCCCACGUCUCGGCCCCGCCCCGGCUCCAGGCCAGCAGUUCGGGUCACUAUCUGUGCCUCUGGGUCCUCCACAGAGGUCACGGAGCAGGGGCGCCUGCCGGGUGAGACGGGCGGGACUCGUUUUGCAAAGCGGAAGAAUACUAAAGUUCAAAGUUGGAAACUUUUAUUAGAAGGGGAAAAGUCCCUUCUACUGUGGGCCCGUUUGGGUUUUCUUCCUUACCGGUAAAACAUUGAGCUAAUUACUUGUGUGUGACCAGUUCGCUCGCUCCCCAGCAGGACCAAGGGUCUAGCAAACCCGGCAGGCAGUACAGCCAUGGCCAUGCAGAAAAUCUUUGCUAGGGAAAUCCUAGACUCCAGGGGCAAUCCCACGGUGGAAGUGGACCUGCACACAGCCAAAGGUCGAUUUAGAGCAGCUGUACCCAGUGGAGCUUCCACGGGUAUCUAUGAAGCUCUGGAACUGAGAGAUGGAGACAAAUCACGCUACCUGGGGAAAGGAGUGCUGAAGGCUGUGGAGCACAUCAACAAGACACUAGGUCCUGCUCUUCUAGAAAAGAAACUAAGUGUUGUGGAUCAAGAAAAAGUUGACAAGUUUAUGAUUGAGCUGGAUGGGACAGAGAACAAAUCCAAGUUUGGGGCCAAUGCCAUCCUGGGUGUGUCCUUGGCUGUAUGUAAGGCAGGAGCAGCUGAGAAGGGAGUCCCCCUCUACAGACAUAUUGCAGACCUUGCAGGGAAUCCUGACCUCAUCCUCCCAGUGCCUGCCUUCAAUGUGAUCAAUGGGGGCUCCCAUGCUGGAAACAAGCUGGCCAUGCAGGAGUUCAUGAUUCUCCCAGUGGGAGCUAGCUCUUUCAAGGAAGCCAUGCGCAUUGGUGCUGAGGUCUACCACCACCUCAAAGGGGUCAUCAAGGCCAAGUAUGGGAAGGACGCCACCAAUGUGGGGGACGAGGGUGGCUUUGCACCCAACAUCCUGGAGAACAAUGAGGCCCUGGAACUGCUGAAGACAGCUAUCCAGGCAGCUGGUUACCCAGACAAGGUGGUAAUUGGCAUGGAUGUGGCAGCAUCUGAAUUUUAUCGCAAUGGGAAGUAUGAUCUUGACUUCAAGUCACCUGACGAUCCUGCCAGACAUAUCACUGGGGAGAAGCUUGGAGAGCUGUACAAGAACUUUAUCAAGAACUAUCCAGUGGUCUCCAUUGAGGACCCCUUUGACCAGGAUGAUUGGGGUACAUGGGCCUCAUUUCUCUCGGGAGUGGACAUCCAGAUUGUGGGGGAUGACCUCACGGUCACCAAUCCCAAAAGGAUUGCCCAGGCUGUUGAGAAGAAAGCCUGCAACUGCUUACUUCUGAAGGUCAACCAGAUUGGCUCAGUGACUGAGUCCAUCCAGGCCUGCAAACUGGCACAAUCUAAUGGCUGGGGAGUAAUGGUGAGCCACCGCUCUGGGGAAACUGAGGAUACAUUCAUUGCUGACCUCGUCGUGGGGCUCUGCACAGGACAGAUCAAGACUGGUGCCCCUUGCCGCUCAGAGCGCCUGGCAAAAUACAACCAACUCAUGAGGAUUGAGGAGGCUCUUGGAGACAAAGCUGUCUUUGCUGGACGAAAGUUCCGUAACCCAAAGGCCAAGUAAAAAGCUGAAAGACCAGACCUCACAGGACAGAUACAGGCCUUCAAGCCCUUCUCCCUGAAAUAAACAUGGGUGCCAAACAUGA